UUUCCUAAAAAGAAACUACAUAACUUCCUGUUACUUCACUUAUACUUUGUCUAGCUUUGUCAGUAAUUAGAUAAUUAUAGGAUAUCCUACAAUCAGGUUCCUGAAAUAUGGACCAUUAUAAUUUUUUUCCUCGAACACAACCAUUUUAGGUAAAUUGAUGCUACAGAAGAGUGCAGGCCAUAACUUCAAAGCAUUGGCAACCUAUAUUCAUGGCAUCAUGGUAGGGCUUGGUACUGGAGCACCUAUCGUGCAGGUGUAUCAUGAGAAAUCUAUUAUCUUACCUGAUGUCUCAAGGGUGCUUGCAUGCCUCUACGAGAAGGAUAUCAAGUUUGAGACUCACACAGCCUCUUACAAGAGCCUACUCAGACUGCAGGCAUCGUCACAUGCUCCAGUUCCAUUCUAUGACGGGCCUACAUUUCUAGAAGAAUCCAGAGGAAUCUGCCGUUACAUAGCAGAAAAAUAUGAACACCAAGGAUAUCCAUUCCUCCUUGGGAAGGAUGCCUUGGAGAGGGCUUCUGUUGAGCAAUGGCUCCACAAUGAGGAGCAUGCUUUCAACCCUCCAAGCCGGGCCUUGUACUGCCAUUUGGCCUUUCCCCUGGAUGAAGAAGAUGGUGAUGAUAUUGACAUGCAUACAAGAAAGCUAGAAGAAGUUCUGGAAGUUUACGAGCAAAGGCUCAAUGACAGCAGAUACCUUGCUGGAAACAAGUUCACCCUUGCUGACCUUGUUCACCUGCCAAACUCCCACUACAUCACAGCAUCUGACAAGUUUGUCUACCUGUAUGACUCGAGGAAAAAUGUGAGCAGGUGGUGGGAUGAGAUUUCUAAUCGGAAGUCUUGGCAGCAAGUACUGAGGGAUAUGAAGAGAGUGGAGGAGCAGAAUAGGCAAGAGGAACUGAAGAAGCAGCAGCAGCAGCAGCAGAAAGAGCAUCCUAGAACCUCUGGCCACCCAAUUCGGAUAGACUCUAGAAAGCAGAUUGGAACAGAACCUCGCACAAUAUUGGUUCCUCCUGCUGAUUCUGUGUCAUCAUCUUCCAUAGUUCCUCCCCAUCCUACUGAUACUUUCCCCAGUGAAGCACUGGUUUCCUCUAGCCAAACCACUCCUACCGAUAAAACUUCAGCUGUCCUAAGCAAGGAAACUGCAGUCUUUAAUGCCCCUGACGAAAAACCACCAACCUCAGUUCAAAAUACUCCUAGCACUUCUAUAGAACAUCCUAUUCCUGUCCAAAGCAUUAAAGGUGCUGCCUCCCCUACCACUGCCAAGAAACCUCCAGUAGCUUAUGCUGCCAAGUCCAGCACUCAAGAUGCCUCAAUCCCUGAACCCACUGUAAAAGACCUCCAUACUAGACAUAAGCCAAGUUCAUCAAAGGAUGGUUCUAAUAACCUCGAUGUGUUUGAUUACUACCCAAGCCAUACUGAUAAAGAAACACCAUACAUUGAACCUACUCCUCGAAGAAAUUCAGAUAUGUUGGAUGCUUUCUCUGGGUCCAACAUUGCCGCAGGUCAUACUAAAACCAGUUCAAUAUCAGCCAAAGAGCCUGACCUACCCAGUGUAUCUGAGUUCUACAAGAGUCACAGCAGAGCCACUGGUAUUGAUUCUCAGAACAAAGAAUCAAUUCCAUAUUCUGGUCGUACUGUGCCAAAACUUGAACCUACAGAUACUUCUGGGAGCAAGCUCCAUACAACUGAUGUUCAUCGUAGGCUGCGGACUGAGCAGUGGCAUACUGCUACAGCUGGAUUAAAUGACCUACAGCAAGAUGCUGAUCAUCUAAUGUCUACUCAACAAGGAAAACCAAGCAAAGAUGUGAAGCAGUACCCAUCACAAGAUUCAGAACAAGCAAGCUCACAUCCUGUUCCUGAAGAGCCAACAAGCAUGGAACUGGUUCAAAGACGAGAAAAUACAACUCGAAGACCCUAUACUGACCAGAGAAGUCAAGGAAUUGUUGAGGAUAAAACAUCUUCUGAUCAGAGAAGUGCACUACUGCUCCCUUCUGCACAAGAGCAUGAUGCAACUCCAUCAUGGCAAGAAGCAGCUAAAGAUGCUCGAGGCAGAAUUCCAUGGCAAGCUGGGGAUCCAGGUGGUCAAGAUACCAACAAGCAACCUAGAGACCCUGCUUCUGUACCAAGGCAAAGAGCAGCUCAAGAUGCUAGAGGCACGUUUGGUGAAUCAAAGGCUGUGGAUUCCACUAUACCCAGUGGAAGUUUUCCAGAUGCUUCUGGAUCUUCUCUCUCAGGGCAAGAUUUAGAUGCUGCUCACCACACUACAGCACCAUUUCAAAAGAGAUAUCCUGGAACCAAAGAUACCUCCAAGCAAGCUAAAGACAAAAUUUCUAUUCCAUGGCCAAUGGCUGACAAAGAUACUGAAGAUACCACUGAAGAAACACAAAUUUCUGACUCUUCAUCAUCCCAAGUGCGACCUUCGUAUUUUCAGAAAGCUGAUGCUCCUCCAUGGAAGCAAGAAACAACUGAAGAUCGUCAUAGUGGAACUUCAGCAAUCCAAGAAAAACAUGCUAAUGUCAAAGACACCACUGGAAUAUCUAGGGACGUUGCUUUCAAGCCAAAGCAAACGAUUGGUCAAGAUGAUCAAGACACCUUCAAAGAAACAAAGUCUGGUGGCCCCUCAUUGCUUAGGGACCAACAAACAGACACUUGGCAAGCUGCAUCUACUUUACCAGAGCAAGAAGUAAACCAAGAUGGUCGUAGUGUGGCUCCACCAUCGCAAACAAGAUAUCUAAGUUCAACUCCUCCAUCCAAAACAAGAUACCAAAUUGCUAAGGAUGCCAACAAGCAACCAACAGGGACUGCUCCCACACCUAAAAAGAAAGCGGCCCAAGAUGAUAAAGAAACCUCUGAAGAAUCAAAUACAGCUGAUGAAAUAGCAUCAACCGAGCAGCCUUUAAGUGCCUGGAGUGCUCCUAUUUCUCCACGAAGACAAGAGGUGGAGAAUUCUUCAAGGAUGAAUACAUCAUUCCAAAAGAGAUAUCCUGAUGAUGAAGACGGCAUGCAAGUUGCCGACACUGCUUCUGCAUCACGGCAAAUUGCACCUGAUGGUCGUAAAGAUAUCUUCGAAGAAACAAAACCUGCUGACUCUACAACAAGUGCAAAACCUGCGUACACACAACAAGCUGCUGCUCCUCUUCCAAGGCAAGCAGAAGUUGAAGAUGCUCAGGGCAAAGGCAGACAAAGUAGAGUAACCAUUCCUGAACCACAGGGAAUAGUGGCAAGAAAUACUCAAGUCACACAUGGAGAAAGGAAGACCACUACACCUGGAGAGCAAUUUUCAGAUCGUCCGCAAGCUAUUCCUCAAUCAAGGCUGGCAGUAGCAAAAGAUUUCCAGAGUGCAACUGGUGAGACAACCAAUGAUCAGAAAUUGGUGCCACCUCUGUUGAGCAAAGAACCGACUUCCCAGGUCCAACCUUCCUCUGAAUCAUUACAAGAAACAGCUUCCCGCGGCGAUUUGUCUACCAAAUCAUCCACCAUUGAACAAUGGCAGCGUGCAUCUGUGCCAUUAAAUGAUGCAACUUCUAGUUCUGGUUAUGAUGAGAUUGUCAUGGCUACCAUUGAUCAGAAGCUAACACCAAUGAACCAAAAAGCUACUCCCAGUUCCGAGGUUGUCAACCAGAUGGCCAAAGAAUCCGGCGAGCAAAGAGUGGAACCCCAUGUACCAGUAGAAGCAGAAACAUCUGGUGUUCAAAGUGCUUCACCAUCAUUCCCAGGAGCUUCCACAGCACAUCAUGCCACUGCUGAUGAUAAGUUUUCUAAGCAGUCAAUUAUUAACGAAAGAGUUGGAGAACCAACAAAAAUGCAAGCAUCUACUCCAGCACAUAUAGCAGCUCCUGAUGGUCAUUCAGAGCUUGUUAGCAUACCUGAUGGACAAAUAUCAGAGGCUGCAAAAACUAGACAUGAUCAAGCCACACUCCAGGAAGAUGUUCAUGAUGCCAAUUUGCCAAUUCUUGAUGUUGCUAAAGAUACCUUCAAAGAAACAAAGGUUGCUGACUCUACACCAUCUAGUGCAAAACCUAUGCACACUCAACAACCAGGGCAUGCAGAAGUAGAAGACACCAGGAACAAAGGGACAAAAAGUAGAGAAACUGUUCCUGACGGACAAAAAAUGGUGGAAAGAAGCGCAAGUACAGCUGGAGAGCAACUUUCAGAUCGUCUGAAAGCAAUUCCUCCAUCGGGACAGGCAUAUAGAGAAGAUACUAUUGAUAACCAGAAAGUGGCACCACCUCCUUUGAGCAGAGAACUAACUUCCCAAGUCCAACCUCCCUCCGAACCAUCACAUGAUGCAGCUCUCCAUGGAGAUUUGUCUAGUAAACCAUCCACCAUUGAUAAAUGGCGACAUGCAUCUUCUCCAUUGCAUGAUGUGACUACUGGUUCUGGUGAUGAUGAGGUAGCCAUGUCCGCCGUUGAUCAGAAGCCAACACCAAUGAGACAGCAAGAAUCUGAUGAGCAAAGAGUGGGACCACCUGUACCAAAAGCAGAAACAUCUGGUGUUCAACGUGCUUCACCAUCAUUUCUAGGAGCGCCUGUGGAUGAUCAUGCCACUAUUGGUGAUAAGUUUGCCAAGCAGUCGAUUAUUGAUGAAAGCGUUGGAAAACCAAUACAAAUGCAACCAUCAAGUCCAGAUGCUCAUCCUGCUUCAGAACUUACUAAGAGAGCAACUCCUGAAGGUCAUGAAACUGGUGAUUCUGAUGGUCAAAUAUCAGAAGCAACAAAAGCUAGAGAUCGAGGCACAGUCCAUGAAAAUGCUAAUGAUGUCAAUUUGUCAACUCAUGAUGUGGGUAAAGAUACCUUCAAGGAAACUAAGGUUGCUGACUCUACACCAUCCAAUGCCAAACCUAUGUAUACUCAGCAACCUGCUAUUACACCAUCAAGGCAAACACAAGUUAAAGAAGCUAGGGACAAAAGCAUGCGAAGUAGAGAAACUAUUCCUGAACAACAAAAAAUGGUGGAAAGAAAGACAGGCAUAUCUGGAGAGCAGUCAUCAGAUUAUAAGAAAGCAAUUCAUCCAUCAAGACAGUUGGCAGCAGCUGAGGAUGCUCCAAAUGGUGAUAGAAUACAGUUUCCAUACAUUCCUGACAGUUCCAAGAAGUCUAGUGUGACCUUUGAAGAAGCUAUUGGUCCUGGUUCUACAUUACCCAAAGCACAAGCUUUGGAUUCUCAAGAUUCUCAGCUCAUGAAAGGAGAAUCUGCAAUGCCAACUGCUGACCAAAGGAAGGACCGGAAAGAUGCAAAAGAUGAUGAAACAAUCAUGACUAAAGAAAAAUCAUUCUCAACAGAGCGCCUUAGGGAGAUGUUCCAGGAAAGUGAAUCCAUAACACCCAAGACACAGCCUACCGAUUCUCAGGACUAUAAUACGGUGGACAAAACAUUCCCUGUUUACCAGAAGGGACCUCUGGCUGCACAAAUCAUCCAAGCUGGUGAGAAAAUAGAUAGUUCUACACCAGAGCAUCAAGAAUCUUCUGGUGCUCCAUACACUUAUGAUAAGAAAUUAAGUGCUUCUGCACCAGCCAGAGCAGAUAUUCGUGAUGAUCACAGUGCAGAAGAGCCUUAUAAAAAAUACACUGCCGAUGAUCAGAAAGUGGCUCCAUCUCGAUCAAGCAAAGAACCAGCAUCCCAAGUGCAACCUUUCGCUGCACCAUUUCAAAGAGCAGUCCCUGAUGGAGAUUCUCCUAGCAAACAAUUCACCAUUGAUCAAUGGCAACGGGCAUCUGCUCCAUUACAUGGUGUAAGUGCUGAUUCUGCUCCAAAACAGAUGCACGAACCAAUUAUUCCUGCUUCAGCAUCUACCAUAAGAACAACUCCUGAUGGUCAUGAAGUAGGUGGUUCAAAGCUUGUCAGGACACCUGAGGACCUAGAGGCUGCAAAAGCUACACAAGAUCCAGACACAAUCCAUGAAGAUGUUCAUGAUGCCAGUUUGUCAACUCAUGAUGCGGCUAUUGAUGAAAAUACAGCAACAUAUCAUGCUUCUGGUGAUGAGGUCAUCACAGGAUCUGUGCAUGAUCGACAGGCACAUCCACCUGCAUCAACUCAAGCACAGACAACUGUUGAAACUCCUCGUGACUAUGAUUCAUCCCAAUAUGAACAGAAAUCCACUCCGUCAGAUAAAGGAUCAUCUCAUGCUGCACAACCUCUUUCCUCUGUUGAACCAAUAAAGGAAGACAGUAAUGUUUCUGCAACUGAUUACGCUAAUGCGCCGCAAAUGAUUUUUCGGCAACAAGCCAGACCAUCUGCACCAAGUACAAUAGGAAUUCCAGCCUCAGAUACCCAGGGUGUUAUAGGGAAAAUCCAGGAGGUAACUCCUGAUAACCGCCGCACUGAUGAUUCAGAGCAGGUUGCAGAUGCAUCACAAGCAAUCCCUGGUCAAGAAGAAAUGACAUCUCCGCCAGGCACACCAGUUUUCCCAACCUCAGAUGCACAAGUUGCCUCAACAGAAAUUCAGGAAGUCAUUCCUGAUGAUAAACAGGCUGUUGAGUCCAUUACUCCAUUGUUUUCAAACGGAAAACAAGGUUCUCACGUUGAAUCUGCUUUUGGACCAGGUGAAGUAGGCCCUCCUGAAAAGAAAUUUUCCCCAUCAGAUCAAGAAUUACCUCAUUCUGCAGAACAGCCUACCUCCGGUGAACCAAGGAAAGAACAAACUGUUGUUCCCACUGCUGAACAAAUCAAGCAACAGCCAACUGUCAUUGGUCAAAAAGACACAGUAGACACAAGAGAGGCUCUGAUAUCAGAAGAUGUGCUUGAUACUACACCUACCCAUGGUGACGUUCACCCUACUGGUAGCAUUGAACCAGACAGCAGACCUUUAUCAAUUAAAGGGGAAGAAACUCAAGAACCACCACCUCGUGUGGCUAAAGACUCCCUAGACACUGAAGAUAUAUCUACUGAUGCCUUAGGAAAUGUUCAGUCCUUGAAACCAUCAACAACUCCAGGUGCUCUUCGCAUCACAACUGGCGGUACACCUGGUGAUGUAGUGAUGGCUGAACAGACAUCUUCCACAUCAGGUCAAGAUUCUGCUGAUCCUGUAGAACCAGCCUUCCCUCUUGGUCCAGGGAACAAGGAGAUUAGAGAUUCAACUCCUUCAGGACUAAUAAUUUCCUCUACCAACCCAGAUAAAAGAGAUGCUAUUGUUGCUGCACCUGAUCAAGCCAAGGACUUGCAAACAAUUCCCAGUGGACAGGACAUAUUGUCCACCCAACGUCCUUCAGGGAAGGUUCAGGAAACUGUACCUGGUGAUGACUCGAGCAAAGAUAAGCCUUUCAGACCAUCCUCUGCUGUUCGAGAAGGCGAACCCUCCAAACUGGUCCCAGCAUCAGUUCCAGGCAUACAACUUGGUAGUGCACCAAAUGAAGUAGCCUAUGAUGAACAAAAGUCUUCUCCGUCAGGCGAUGAAGUUCCUUCAAGUCAAGAUUCUGCUUAUCCGGCACAGCCUCCUUCCUCUGCUGAGGCAAGGAGCAAAGAGAUUGGAGAUUUAGCUCCUUCUGCACAACUAAAUUCCACUACUGAGCCAAGAAAUGGAGAUGGUAUUGUUGCUGCACCUGAUCAAGCCAAGGACUUCGAAACAACUCCUGGGCAACAAGUCAAAUUAUCUGCACCAUCCUCUUAUACCCAGCGUCCUUCAGGGACAGUUGAGGAAGAUGAACCUGCUGAUAAUCCAGGUGAGGCAAAGUCUUCCAAACCACGCUCUGUUGCUCAAGAAGGCAAGCCAUCUGCAGCAGUCCCAGUAUCAGCUCUGGACACGCAACAUGGUGCUGCACCAAAUCAAGUAGCAGUUGAUGAGCAAAAGUUUGCUCUGUCAUGCCAAGAUUCUGCCCAUACAACAUUACCAGCACCAGCUCCAGGUACACAAUAUGGUACAGAACUACAUAAAACAGAUGAUGAACAAAAGUUUGCUUCAUCAGGUCAAGAUUCUGUUCGUUCUGUACAGCCAGCUUUCUCUACUGAUGAACGAACAAAAGAAGACACUGUUGUUGCUGCAACAAAUCAAACCAGCACACUGGAAAAAAUAAUUGAUCAAAAAGAUACGACACCCGCUCCAGACAAAGCAAGAACUCCCUUCUCGGGUACUCCUAAUGCUUCAAGGGAAACUCAGAAAAGUACUGACGAUGAUCACAUUGAUGAGAAACAUCCAAGCGAGGGGCGAAUAUCUCCUUAUAGACAUGUUUCUGAGCCACCCGAAGGACCUACCCCGGAAGUGCACAGUGAUGUUGUCAUUAAGGAGACAACACUUGGAUCUAGCCAAGAAGAAACUUCAAAGACUAGACCUGAUUCAACACCAAUCAGCAGUGAUGUGCCAGCAGCAAGUUCUUUGCCAGAAACACAGGAUCUGCAGGGCUCUGCGAAUGCCCAGAAUGUACCCGCUGAUUCCUUACAAAAUAUCGAGUCACCAGGACACCUCUCAUCUGAUCAAGCAUUGGCACCUAUAAUGAGCCCAUCUGUACCUUCAGUUGCUCCCCUAGGUACUGUACCAAGUACAAAUUCAGUCCAGCCACCACGGAAAGCUUCUAUGGCAUCUAUAGUGGACCUAGAAUCUGUUCCAGACACCCAGCAUGGUACCCCACGAGGCGAAGCCACCCCAGAUGAACAGAAAUUUGCUGUAUCUGAUCAAGAGCUGCCACAUACUUUGGAAGUGCCUUCCUCUGCUAAAACAAGGAAAGAAGAGGCAAAUGCUGCUAUGGGUGAUCAACCAAAUGUACCACAAGGUCCAGAAACUGUUCGACAUCAAGUCAAGGCACCAUCAUCAGAUGCAAGAGAAACUUUACGGAAAGAUCAGCAACCCUCUGGUGCUGCGCUUCCUGAACAAAUCACUCAUGCUGUACUUCCUUCUGACUUACGUGACCGACCUACUCCUGAAUUGGGCCGUACUGUUGUUGAUAAGGAGACAACUCUUCUGUCGAGCCAAGCACAAACUUCAGCUGCUGAACCUGACUCAACACUGAUCAGUGGUGAUGUGUUGCCCACAGGUUCUCUACAGAAUCAAGAUGCACAACUUCCUGCAGCAACUCAAGCACCACCUACCCAGUCUCUACAAGGUUCUGCACCCACUCAUGAUGAUUCAUUACGAAAGUUCGAGUCACCAAGACAAGCCUCAACUGAUCAAGUCAUGGCACCUGUGAGUGACUCAGCGGCACCUUCGGAUGCUUCACAAGUUACUGAAACAGGUCAAGAUUCUGCUGAGUCUAUACAACUCCCUUUCUCUUCUGAGCCAACAGAAGACAACACUGUUGUUACUGCAGCUGAUCAAACCAAGGAUAUGGAGAAAGCAACUCACCAACAAGCCAUAGCACCUGCUCCUGAGUCAGCUAAAACUCCAUUCCCAGGAACUCAGGAUGCAUCAAGGAAAAUUCAAGAAAGUACUCCUGAUAAUGGUCACAUCAAUGAACCUUUUCCAAGCCAAGAGCAAAUGCUUCCUGGGGGGAGCAGUUCUCAAUCAUAUGAAGGACAGAUUACCGCUCCAUAUGGAACCAAUGUUAAUGGAAAGACAGGCACAUCUUUAUCUGGCCAAGCAAAUAGUGCAGACUCUGGGUCUGAUUUGGCACCUACCCACACUGAUGUUCACCCUUCAGUUGAUGAAGGACCAGCUGGAAUUUAUUUUCCUGUGCCUGGGGCACAGAAGCAGCUGCCUGUGGCAACACAAGAUGUACUCCUUGAUUCCUCCAGUAAAACUAAAUCAACUGGUCAGGAAUCCAUGGCACCGACAAGGGACCUAGCAUCUUCUCCGGACACUCAGCAUCAUUCCUCACAAACACAACACGAAGCUGCCCCAGCUGGACAAAAGUUUGCUGUAUCAGAUCAAGGAUUUUCCAGUGCUUCAAAAUCACCUUCCUUUGCUGAACCAAGGAAAGAAGAGACAAAUGCUGGCGCUGCUGAUCAAAUAAGUGUACCACAGACAACUGCUGCCCAUAAGGUCCCAAGUGCAACAUCAGAUGCUAGGGAAUCUUUAUGGAAGGAUCGGGAAUCCUCUCGUGAUGGUGAUUAUAUCAGCAAUUCAACAAAUGAACCUGUUGUCAGUGAAGGAAAAGCCUCUCAUGCUGGACAUGCUUCUGAAGGACCUAAUUCUGAAGUGAGCAGUGCUGUAGUUGAUAAGGCGACAACUCUUCUGUCGAGCCAAGCACAAACUUCAAGCACUGGACCUGAAUCAACACCAAUCAGUGGUGAUACUCGCCUUAGCAGUGCUGAUGUGCCGGCUACAAGUUCUUUAAAGAAUGAAGAGGUACACACCCCUGUGGCAACUCAUGUACCAACUACUCAGGUUCCACUAGGUUCUGCAUCCACCCGGAAUAUACCUGCUGAUUCAUUGGAAGAAAUCAGAUCACCAAGACAACCCUCAACUGAUCAAGUCAUGUCACCUAUAACUAGCUCAGCAGAACUUUCAGAUGCUCCACAAGGUACUGAACCAGAUCAGGUAUCUGCUCAUGCUUCAGAACCACCUUUCUCUGCUGAACCAAGUAACGAGGUCUCUCAUGCUGCUCGUGCUCCUAAAUCACACGAAGGGACUACUCCUCAAGUGCGUAAUCCUGUGGUUGAUGCAAAGACAAUACUUCCAUCUAGGCAAGUACAAACUGCAAACGCUGGACCUGAUUCAACACCAAUCAGUGGUGAUGUGCCAGACAGAAGUUCUCUACAGAAUCAAGAGGCACAACUUUCUGCAGCAACUCAAGUGCCAACUGUUCAGGCUCAAGGUUCUGCGUCCACCAAGAAUGAACCUGCUGAUUCCUUAGGAUAUAUCAAGUCACUGAGACAACUGCCAACUGAUGAAGUUGUGGCGCCUAUAACAAGCUUCGCAGCACCUUCAGAUUCUUCACAAGGCACUGAACCAGGUACAAAUUCAGUUCAGCCUUCAGAAGAAGCUUCAUUUGAUUUUUUGAGUGAUAAGAAACCCACCACGACUCAAGGUGAUCAAGCUAAAACCCUACCAAAUGGUGAUCUCCCAACCAGUCAAAUAGUUGGGCAAUCUGAAGGUAAAGACUCCAGAAGAGUGGACUCCCAAGAGAACUUAAAAGGGGCAUCAACCAAUGAAAAUCCCAAGACGCAACAGCAAAUUGAGCAGUUCAGCACUCAAUCAUUUAAAGAGAACAACAAAGAAGCUGACGAACCAGGGAACCAACAACCGAGUGAGCAAGCUAUUGUUGACUCACCAGAGGGCAAUGAGAACCAAGCUGAACAAACUAAACUACGUGACACUGAAACUGGUGGGCCAGAAGACAUUGAGGCCUCAGAAAAUACCAAUCAGAAGAACAACAGAAUAUCUCAAGUGGAAACUUCAGAUCAUUCAGGAAAAAAAGCCUCAGGAGUUCAGCAGCUGGUUGAGAACAAAAAAGAUGCUCCAAACUCAACCCAGGAUGCACCAGGUGAUGUCCAAGCAUUUAGUAAAUCCAAGGAGAGCUCAAGGUCUUCCGAAGAACCCAAGGUGCAGCUUCAGUCUGAGGACGAGACCGGUGAAACUGAGUCACCACGCUCAGAAACCAGGCAACCUAGAGAAGGAGACCUUCCAGCAAAUAGCUACCAGAACAACAGUAGACAAUAUCAGGCAGAAACUUCAGAUAAAUCUGACGAACAAUCUUAUCCUGGUAUUCCGAACAAGGACAGGGGCUCGGGCAGAUCGGAUGACUCAGCCGAUCCAACCAAGCCUGGCGACAUGGAAGAUUAAGUCCCGGAAAACCGCUGUGCUAUGGCUCGUCGACCAACACAUUACGUUGGAAUCCCUUACUGAAUAAAGGCCAAGCGAGGCUGCAAGAGCAAGCAUUUUGCGAAUUCAUCUGUUUUAAAAUUUAUCUUAUUUUCUUUUCUUAUCCGUUAUUAUCAUCUAAUAAGGUCAACUCCGGUGCCAUCCUGGGGUUGAUGUCACUGUACUGUACAUGUAUGUUCUCUUGUUGUGCCUGUCCAAGCACAUUUUUACCCUGAGUUUUCGAACAGUGAGAAUGCAACGAUUUAUUCUUUUCUGACAAGACUUUUUUUU
This is a messenger RNA of Panicum hallii, 11956 nucleotides long. Its product is annotated as mucin-17-like. Gene Ontology annotation, molecular function: glutathione binding; glutathione transferase activity. NCBI's taxonomy places the organism in Eukaryota, Viridiplantae, Streptophyta, Magnoliopsida, Poales, Poaceae. The record is from RefSeq and is a predicted model, not a curated record. The transcript is spliced from 16 exons. The coding region runs from base 158 to 11647 and encodes 3829 amino acids. Gene Ontology annotation, cellular component: cytoplasm.